Molecule: messenger RNA, 1929 nt
Organism: Penicillium argentinense
Lineage: Eukaryota; Fungi; Ascomycota; Eurotiomycetes; Eurotiales; Aspergillaceae
Product: glycoside hydrolase family 3 protein
Exons: 7
Coding region: 1-1929 (642 amino acids)
Biological process (GO): glucan catabolic process
Molecular function (GO): beta-glucosidase activity
Source: RefSeq, a predicted model, not a curated record
AUGGGUCUCAAGACUUACUCGUUUGGGCUGUUUCUCAGCCUCUCACUGAGCUUGGUUACUCAGGCUGAGAAUAUCACAAGUGACACCUACUUCUACGGCCAAUCUCCACCCGUCUAUCCGUCCCCCGAGGGAACCGGGUCUGGCGAGUGGGCCGCUGCGUAUCAGAAGGCAAAGGAAUUCGUUGGCAAGCUCUCGGACAAGGAGAAAUUGAACUUGACUGCAGGUACCUCAGUCAGCAAUGGAUGCUCGGGGAACAUCUCGCCUAUUGAGCGCCUGGGCUUCCCUGGAUUCUGCGUCUCGGAUGCUGGAAAUGGGCUGAGAGGAACCGACUAUGUCAACAGCUGGCCGAGUGGACUACAUGUGGGAGCCAGUUGGAACAAGGGCCUCGCCAAGCAACGCGGAGCCCACAUGGGUGCCGAGUUCCGUCGGAAGGGUGUCAAUCUCCUCCUUGGCCCCGUUGUCGGCCCUCUUGGCCGCAUCGCCGAGGGUGGGCGCAACUGGGAAGGCUUCGCCGAUGACCCAUACCUUUCUGGCAAACUAGUAUACGAGACUGUUCACGGAAUCCAAUCAUCAGGGGUCGGGGCUUCUACCAAGCACUACAUUGCCAACGAACAAGAGACCAACCGAAACCCCGGCAAUAAUGAACAGGGCGAGUACACCGAGGCCGUCUCGUCGAACAUCGAUGACAAAUCCAUGCACGAACUAUACCUUUGGCCUUUUCAGGAUGCGGUUCUCGCUGGGAGUGCUUCGAUCAUGUGCUCGUAUCAGCGCAUCAACAACUCCUAUGGGUGCCAGAACAGCAAGACUCUCAAUGGACUUCUCAAGACCGAGUUGGGUUUUCAGGGCUAUGUGAUCACCGACUGGGGCGCGCAACAUGCUGGAAUUGCAGGCGCCAAUGCAGGCCUGGACAUGGUAAUGCCUUCUUCUGAUACUUGGGGUGACAACCUCACGACUGCAAUCAAGAACGGCUCGAUGGAGGCAUCCAGAUUGGACGAUAUGGUCACCCGUAUCAUGGCAACAUGGUACCAACUCAACCAAGAAGAAGGCAUCCCGAACCCCGGUAUCGGAAUGCCAGCAGACAUCACAGCACCACACCAAAAGGUCGUCGGUAAAUCCGCAGACUCCAAGUCCGUCCUGCUGCAAAGCGCAGUUGAAGGCCACGUUUUGCUGAAGAACAUCAACAACGCCCUUCCUCUCAAGUCUCCUAAGAUGAUCUCGGUCUUCGGCUACGACGCUAACGGUCCCGAUUUCCUGGAAGUAUCUCUAGCGCAACAGGAUCAAAGUCCUCUUUACCAGAACAAUACUCUCUACACUGCUGGUGGCUCCGGUGCCAAUUCUGCCGCGUACGUCGAUAGCCCUAUUGAUGCUAUCCUGCGCCAGGCCUAUGAGGAUGACACCUCCGUCAUGUACAACUUCUACGAUCAGAAUCCUGAGGUUGAUACUAUCUCUGAUGUUUGUCUUGUUUUUGUGAACAGCUAUGCCAACGAGGGAUAUGAUCGUCCCGAUUUGAGCGAUGAGUACAGUGACACGCUCAUCAAAAACGUGGCGAGCAACUGCCCCAACACGAUGGUCAUCUCUCACAAUGCCGGUAUCCGGAUCGUGGACGACUGGAUCGAGAAUGACAAUGUUACGGCUGCUAUCUUUGCCCACCUCCCUGGUCAGGAUACAGGUCGCUCGCUUGUGGAAAUUCUCUACGGUCGCGCUAACCCCUCUGGUCGUCUCCCCUACACUGUGGCUAAGAAGGCUUCGGAUUACGGUGCCCUCAUCUCGCCUGCUCAACCGGAGGGCGAGUACUGGCUUUUCCCACAGGAUGACUUUACCGAAGGUCAAUUCAUUGAUUAUCGCGCCUUCGAUAAGAAGGGGAUUACGCCGCGCUUUGAGUUCGGAUUUGGAUUGUCCUAUACCACUUUCAAGUACUCUAGUCUAUAG